Molecule: messenger RNA, 1404 nt
Organism: Diorhabda carinulata
Lineage: Eukaryota; Metazoa; Arthropoda; Insecta; Coleoptera; Chrysomelidae
Exons: 3
Coding region: 724-942 (72 amino acids)
Source: RefSeq, a predicted model, not a curated record
AUAAAAAAAAAACAGUGAAAUUAUUGAAGAAAACAAUGAAAGUAUUAAAGAAAACAGUAAAAUUAUUAAAGAAAAAUAGAGAUGUAAAAAGUGACUUACCUUCGGAAAAAUCAUUUUUAUAACGUUUAUUUGUGGAAUGUGUUUACAAUUGGUUUUAAAAGAAACUAUCUUUAAAUUUAAACGAAAGUGAAAGCGUCUAGUGCAGAAUUCAUAAAUAUUUAGGACGUCGUAUAGAAGUGGAACUAUUACUUAAUUAACUUACAACUUGGGUAAUAAUUAAUGACAAAUGCGGCAAGAAAAGUAAUUAAUUUCGUAUUUAUCGUGCAGGGUAGUAUAUAGAGUGAGAAAUAGUUUUACAUAGGUUUCAAUUGCUUAAAUGGAAUUUAAAUGUUGCCAAAUUUAACACAAUUUCAGACUAAAUAUUUUCAAGUUAUGUAGUAUUGAUUUUUUUGUUUUUGUUUCAAAUUUUAUGCACAAAAAUGAAAAUAAAUUCAUUUUUAUUUAAAAUAAAUUAAACGAAAUGUUCAUUUUUAUAUUACGACAUCGAGACUAUUAUAAAAAUUAAUCAUUAUCGACGUAAUCGUCCUUCCUAAUUACAUAAACUGUAUAUGCUAUGACCCUAUAAUGUAUAGUGGGAAACUUUCACGUUGUUUUCACUUUCUACAGUUUUGCUUCUUUUAAAUUAGUAUUAAACCAUUCACAGUGUUUUGCACAACAAUAAAAAUGUCAAAACUAAUUUUGUUUCUUUUCACUGUCUUCUGUUUAGUAUUCAUUACGGAUACGACAAUUCAACCUAGGGCUCCAAAUUUUCAAUAUUACGAAAGGCCGAAGUAUAGGUACCCGUAUUACGACGAAAAUGGCGUAGGAAGGCUUCUGUACGGUUACGGGGACGAUAAACUGUAUAAAUAUACGGUUUUUUCCCCGUUAGAGGGGAUACAUUAAAUAUUUUUAUCAAUAUUUCGCUAGUAUAGUCAAAUAUUCAUAUUUAUUGUGAAAAAUUUCGUCUUACAUUCGCACAUUUCGAAAAACUUGUGAAAUAAUCCGAAUAAGAGAAAAACCCUGUAUGAAAAUUCGAUAGGCAACUUAUCGAAAACCCCUCGUAUAUUCCGAUAACUAUAAUGUUUUUUAUAUAAAAUAAUUUAUUGUACUUGAUAUUUAAACGAUAAAUUAUAUACAGAGUGAUCUAAUUUUAUUGAUCACAUGUUAAAAUUUUUUAUGAAUUAUAUUGGUUAUUAAUUUUUGACUACCCCGUAUAAUAUAUCACAACUUUAUACUGCUAUAACGAAGAAGGAAAGGAUAUUAAAAAUUCGGAUUAAUAUACGGGGUGUUUCAUUAAAAAACAAUUUGAUUUUUACUAAAAAAUAUAAAGUUACUACACGGUUGCCAGAUUGAAUUCAAUAGCCA